AUGUUGCAGUGCAUUGAUGAGUACUGUUCAGAGGUAUCAUAUAGUCUGAGAAGACUUGUGCGAGGUCUAGCUUCAUCAAGGAAAGGUGCUAGACAGGGUUAUGCAAUAGCCCUUACUGAAUUACUUUGUAAGGUGAAAGAGAUAGCUUUGGAAGAUGUAUUCAAACUUAUGAAGCAAGAACUUCAGGUGUCUGGAAAGAAGAGUGAAGAAAAGGAGUAUGCUUUUGGUCAAGUCUUUGCCUAUCUUGCUGUCAUCCAGAGUGGGAGACUCAACAAGCACAAUGGAGCGGAUUCUGUGUACGUCCUAGAGCAGCUACAUGCCUUGUCAAAACAGAAGUCAUAUCUGCAAUUGAUUUGUCUUCAAGGAGUCAUUGACCUUAUCAAGAGAUCAUCGGCCGAGCUAUUCUCUGAUCACAUAUGGCCUAUGCUGAAGUCUGAUUUGAAGCAAGGAUGGGAGGAUAUCUCACCCAAUAAUUUGGCCCUUCUCAUGGUCUGCAGACAAAAGUUUCCAGACGUUGUGAAAUCCAAGUUUCUUCAGAAUCACUAUGGCCAUGUUGAUCUGGUUCACCCAAGCAACUUCACCCACAUCAUCCAGAUUCUUACAAAAUCCACCAUGAUAAGUCAUCCUAUUGUCCAUCCAGUGUGUGAUAUGUUGCUAGCAUUGGUCUUCCAGGAUUCAUCAAAAGUGGCUCAGUUCUGGAAGGUUGUUGUAGAUGAUGGUCUGUGCACUUCUAAACACGAAACAAAGUACCUGGCAUUUUCCUUGCUGGAACGAGCAGUCCCCCUGUCUGAAGCUAAACAACUGAGGGCACUGUUUAGUGAGAAGCUCAUCCGUAGUAUGAUCAACAACUUGGCUAACAAGCAGGCUAUUCUCCAUUCAGCUGCUCUCAAAAUGAGUGAUAAUCUAGCAAAUGCUGUAAAGAACAUCAAAGAUCCACUUGUACAGUUCUCGGUCGCCAAAUGCCUGUUGUCAAGACCUGGGCAUGUGAAGUUUGAUGAUAUCACCAAGUCAAAGACAGUUUACUCCAUCAUCAGUAAUUUUAAUUGUGGAGCAGUGAAGCUGUAUCUGAAAUGGCUAAAGAGGUUAUUUCACGGCGGGACAGCAAGUAUAAGUCACAGAAUGCAAGAGCCUAAUCUUGAUGAAGACAGAAAAUGGAUCUGUAUGCAGGUGUUGACUUUGAUCAAGAACCCUAAGAUUCCCAGGGAAGAAGACUGGCUGCUUGAUGCUACCAGGCUUCUCUUCUUACAUGCCUUCUUCACAGUAGACACAGCACAACCAGACAUUCCAGAGUGUUCCAGCGUUCUUGAGACCCCUGUUAGCACUGAACUCUGUAAGGUGAUAAGCAGUCAUUUCUAUGGAGCUCUUGGUGUCCUCAGUACAAUCUCCCUCAGACCAGGUACAGAAGAGAUGGAGAGUGAAAGUGAAGAGCGCUCAUCUAGUCCCGAGUCAAGACAUAUGGGAACCACAUCAAGUGGAGAGCUGUGGGUGUCCCUACUUGGUCAUUAUGCACAGGAACUUUUUACGAGUGAAGGUGUCACCUGCAAUGUGGAGUUUCCAGGCAAGGCACUGGAUGCAUGGUCCACCAUGAUGGACUCUGUUUCAGCCAUACAGGCAAAGUCCGGGAAGACCAGUGCUAUGUCUUCUGGCCUGGCUUUCCAACUUCUUUUCUUACAUGUGGGACUGCAGAUGUUUUCAGAACCCAAGCAGAGUGCAGACAUACUCCAAGACCUUCAGUCAUGCUAUAAGAGGGCUCAACAAAGGAGAAGAUCAACAAAGAAGGAUAAAGAUGAACCUGAGUGGGUAGAGGUCAUUGUAGAGAUCCUUCUUAGUCUACUCUCCAAACCUUCUCAUCUCCUAAGAACGGUGGUUGAUCUCGCUUUCAAGAUGAUUUGCCCUCACAUGACACAGCCUGCCUUGCAGCAGCUACUUGAUGUCUUGGAUCCCGCUAAUAGCAAUGUUCAAGUCAGCCAAGAAUCAGAUGAAGAGGAAGAAGAAGAGGAGGAGGAAGAUGGAGAAGAGGAGGAGGAGGAAGAAGGAGAAGAUGAAGAGGAGGAAGAAGAAAAGGGAAGUAAGUUCACCAAGUUGAAGCCUACAAAGCCAUUAGCCAAUGGUCAUAAAAAGCACAGAAAAGCAGAUUCAGAUGAUUCUGAAGAAGACGAUGAUGAAGACGAUGAUGAUGACGAUGAAGAAGAGGAAGAUGAACACGCUGGAGAUCCUGCAAUGAAAGAUGAAAUCAAGGCAGCCUUAGGAAAUGCAGCAGUCCAAUCAGAUGGAGAGGACAGUGGAACCGACUUUGAACUGGACGACGAUGCGAUGAUAGCCCAUGAUGACGCCCUCAGUCAGGCAUUCAAAGCCAUGGCAUCUCGGUCGAGGAAGAGCAAGAAGGAAGCAUCCACCAUCAUGCUUCAUUUCAAACUAAGGGUCCUGGAUCUUCUAGAUAUCUUCAUCAAGAGGCAACAAAACAACACUCUUAUCCUGGAUCUAGUGGUUCCUCUUCUGAAGGUGAUAGAAUCAUCUGCUGGACAUAAAGACAACCAGCUAUUGGCAGAGAAAGCUCUCAACAUCUACCGCAAUAAACUAUGUAGGAUAAAGAAGUAUCCUCACAAUCUCUCCGACCACAAAGACGAUGUUCAUGAUACCAUUGAAGAGAUCAUCAAGAUUGCCAAGAAAGCUCACUCAAUGACCAUUGUGUCACUUGUUUCCUCUGGUUGUCUCUUUCUGAUGAGAGUUCUUCGAGGAAAUGUUGCCAACACAGACCCCUCGCCCUUGAAAACAAGAGGUCAGAGGGCAAAGGGAAGUGAGAAGAAGAAAGGCAAAAAGAAGACUGGAAAGGAAGAAGAGGAAGUGGAAGAGGAGAAGGAAGCGGAAGAGGAACCUGCAAUGGGAUUGAUGGAUGUUGGAAGGAUAACAGGGCUGUACGCUGAUGCUCUAGAAGACUUCACAAUGCAUAGAGCGACAUGUUUGCAUCCAAAUCUAUUCACAGAUCUGAUAGAUAGAUUCCCAGCUCUGGCAUGGCAUUUGUCGGACACCCUUACAACUGCUGCCCAAAAUGGUGUACAGCUAUACCGGAGGACACAAGCAUGUAGAAUGCUUACUUUACUGCUCAGCAAGAGACCUUACUCAGGAUCGCUUUCGUCAUGGCCAGAGGUCAGUAAGCACAUCCUGUCGGUUGCAACGUUAGUCAUACAAGACAUGCUGGGAGAAGGGUCUCAGUUCAAAGCCAAGAUGGCCAUUCAGUUUGUUCAUGCUGUACAGCAGUGCGCAUUGCUUGGACACCAUCUCAAUAAGGUUUCUGACUACGGUGAGAUAUCAACGGUUCUAGAGACAUUGAAAGAAAGAUCAGAGGUCAAGAGAUCAGGAGAAUUCAGAUCAGCUCUAGAUACAGCAAUAGCUGCUAUAGAAAAUAGAUCAAAGUUGAGCAAAAAGGGCAAGAAAAAGAGGAAGAAGUCAAGGAAAAGGAGGAGAAGUAUGUCCACAUCGUCCAUCUAAUAAUGUAAUAGCCUCAGUGUACAAAGCAUAUGUAUUAUUGAUAAAUUACUCAACAUAAACCACUUUUUUCCCCUAAUAUGAACAGGGUUUAAACUCAGAAUCCCCCCCCCCCCCCUCUUCUGCUGCUAUGGUUUUAACUCAGUCCCUCCCUUUUCCCUUAUAAGAAUAGGAGUUGAUUCCAAACUCCUCUAAUAUGAACAGGAUUAAAGUUCAGACCCCCCCCCCCCCCUUCCCCUAAUAAGAAUGUAGUUUACAUUCAGAACUUAAAGAGAAAUUCCAGUAGUUGCAGUAAACACUGAUUUCAUGAGAAAGUCUGUAAAACCAGGCUUAAUUGUCAGUAUAUCAUCGAGGAUCUAGAUCUGGUACAGUUACAUAAACUGAACUUUGUGAAAUCUUGAAAUCUACGCUGAAAAAUGUUCAGACUGAACUUCCCCAACACAGAUAAGCGCACGUGGGACAGUGUAUAAUUAUUGCUCUGAGCAUCGGGCCCGACGCUCUACCCGAAUCCUGUGCUUAUUUGCUGAUUUCUCAGCAAUUACACAAUUUCUUCCAGAAUCCUUUGGCACAUGCGUUUUAUUUAUACAAACAGACACUUUGGUGGUCAUUUCAUUGGAUUCUGUACGAACUCAUUUUGAUAUCGUUACCAAAACUAGCAUUUACCUUUAAACUCUUCUUAUUAUGAACAAGGUUCAAAUGAAGAAACCAGCGUCUUCCCGAGUAUGAAGAAAAUGUUGAAACAGAACUAGUCAUUUUCCCUCAAUGUGAAUAGGGUUUAAAUAUAGAGUCAUGAUAAUGAUUCAUCCCUUCUCAAUUCAUUUCCAAUGUUGAUAAUAUUUUCAAUAAAAAGUAAUUAUUUCAUUAUUUACCUUAGCUAUUUGUAAUAAGACAGUGAGUAUAUUGGAUUCUACCUCAUCCACAGCCUUUUUUUAUAAUUUUUAGUAUGUAUUUCAAACAGCAAUCUUUAGAUAACGUCAUUGUUAUGUAAGAAGUGAAAAUGAAAGCAAGAAUGGGCUAAGUUGUUCUUAUUCCCAGAUUUUCUAAUACCUCUAUGAUUAAAUCCAUUUGUGUACUAUCAAUUAUGUGAAAUUAAUUGUAAUGUUCUUUAGGUUCAUAUUCAACAUUCUAGCAAAAUGGAUUAAUAUAGUGCAUGUGCAAUAUAUUCUAAAUCUGGCAGAGGGGAGGAUGUUCCAUCUAGAAAUUGUCAUUACUCAACCUAAAUUUUUAUAUUAACUGAAGAUUUGAGAUAAAGAAUGUGCUUAAACUAUAAUUCAUACAGUCGGUUGACGUGUGAUUCAUGGAGGGUAUAUGUGUAAUAAAAACUAAAUAAAUGUCCAACUAUAUUACUCAUUAUAUCUGGCCAUUUCACUUUGUAGAAAGAUGUAUUAUACAUCAAUGAUCAAUGGAAAACUGACAAGUUGUGAGUUAUGUUGUGCUGUUUCAAUAUCAGAAAGAAAACCUUGUUUUCAGAACACUGAAAUCUGCAGCUUUGUAGUUUGCAAUAUGUGUAGUAGGAUAAUUUUGACAAUUGUUGAUUGUUAGAGUAUGCGCUGAUGUGAGAUUAAUGCACAAAGAAAGUUGAUUAUACCUCUAUCAACAGCAAGCUAAUAAACCAUGAAUUGCAUUCAUUGAUAUUAAUCACGAUCCUGCUGUAUUUAUGCUUACAGCUAACCUCCGAACACUCCAAAUGUAGAUCUUUGCUAUUCCAUGUUUGAUUACUUGUAAUUAAGCAGAGCACAGACUUAUCCAAAGAUGAAGAAGGGUAUGCAUUAUUGCAGCACACCUGUAAACCCAGAACACCAUACUCUUAACAUUUAGAAAGAUAUAGUUAUGAGUUAUACAUUCAAUAUUAGAAGUUGUAUGAUUUUCUUUUCAUAUUCCUUUCUUUAACAAUACUAGUAAUUGGCAUUAUGACUCUCCAAACUAUCUUAUUCUUUUCAUUUGAACUUGCUGGGCUCUGAAUAUAUUUUCAAUAUUUUAGAAUGUAUUUCCUAAAAAGAUGCCUCUAUAAGAAUUUCUAUUAUUGUUAUUAAUGAAUCAUGUGGGUGUUAUUUUGUUUUUUCAUUGUUUACUUUUUCCUAUGCUAUCCUUCUCUUGAUGUCACUUGUUAAUUAAUCCAUGUCCUCUAGCUUGUGUGCAUUAUUAAUGUAUGUAAUGGUACUGCUUUGUACAAUAUGCCCACCCUAGGACUUCGGAUAGAAUGUUAACCCUGUCAAAAAAUAUAUUAAAGAAAUUAUUUAGCAUUUACAAUGAUGUAAAUCAUGACUCGAUUGACUUCCCAAGUGAUUUUUAUCCCAUAUUAUGUAAUGCAUGUAAUUACCUUUUGGGGUAAAAUUCACCAAAUUGUGUAGCCCGGGGGGGGGGGGGGGGGGGUCUCAACUCACCUAAAGUUACCUGUAUGUGUAAUUAUUUUAUCAUUAUGGUGAGCAAAGUACCAAUAAUUUAUGUUUUGAGAUUUAUUACAACAUAUGUGAAAAUGCUGGAAAUAGCUGUGUGGCUCCAACCAGGUUUACGUCAUGCCUAUCUAGGAAACUAGAGAGGUGUUGAUACAUAUAUAUACUAUAUAAUAUUAUUUUGAACAUGUCUCUUAUCCCUUGUUAAAAGAAAUAAGUUAUAUUAACCUUUCUUGAGAUAAUAUCUGCAAAGAAUUAUUGCCCAAAAUAUUCGUUUAUUAAAUGACAUAUUCUGUAAACAAA
This is a messenger RNA of Lytechinus pictus (painted urchin), 6182 nucleotides long. Its product is annotated as myb-binding protein 1A-like protein. Bases 1 to 3489 code for a protein of 1162 amino acids. The record is from RefSeq and is a predicted model, not a curated record. The transcript is spliced from 33 exons. NCBI's taxonomy places the organism in Eukaryota, Metazoa, Echinodermata, Echinoidea, Temnopleuroida, Toxopneustidae. Gene Ontology annotation, molecular function: transcription factor binding; sequence-specific DNA binding; transcription corepressor activity. Gene Ontology annotation, biological process: regulation of DNA-templated transcription. Gene Ontology annotation, cellular component: nucleolus.